Messenger RNA from Closterium sp. Naga37s-1, 4407 nucleotides. The record is from the annotation of a GenBank genome assembly. NCBI's taxonomy places the organism in Eukaryota, Viridiplantae, Streptophyta, Zygnematophyceae, Desmidiales, Closteriaceae.
AUGCGUCUUCCGCUCCCCACCACAUCUGCGUGUCUCCCCUCGUCCCCGCACGCCGCGCCUCUGAACGAUCUCCAGCCCCUCUCUCUCCCUCUUCGCCCCCUCUCUCUCCCUCUUCGCCCCCUCUCUCUCCCUCUUCCCCUCAUCCCCUCGUGCCCCCUACCCCGCCAACCGCCCGCCAUGGCGGCAGCUGCGCGGGUGGCUGCGCGCCUCCCCGCCGCUCAUCAUCCGCUGGCAGCGCGGGGACAGCCGCGCGGGCCUCUCGGCGCCUGUGUGGCCCCCCGACGGCCCCCACGUGCCGCUCAGCCACACCUUCCGGGUACGCUGCGGUGGGAGAGACAAUGGGGGCCGCGGGGCGAGUGGCACCGGGCAGUCACACCUGCGUCCCCCACGCAGCAACAAACCCCUCUCCACCCCACGCCCACGCUGCAUGCACCUCCCAUCUCCCCCACCUCCCACCAGCUUCUCCUUGCAUUCGCAUCCUCUCCUUCUCCCUCCCCCACUCCCUUCCCCUUUUCCCAACGUCUUCCCCUCCUCUCUAACACCAACCUCUUCCCAUCCUUCUUCUCCGCCCUCUCAACCACCCCUUACCCCCCUCAUUUCCCUCCAUUCUUCCCGUUCCCCACUCUUUCCCCCUUUUCGCCCCUCUUUCCCUGCUUUUCCCUCUUUCCUCCCCUUUCCCCUUUUUCCCCCACUUUCCCUCCCUUUUCCCCCUUUCCCCCUCCCAUCCCAGUGACGCUGUACAGGGAGAGGGGAGCCCCCACGGCGCCCUACCUGCGCAAGGCAGCCACCUUCACGCUCCACCACGCGCUGCCCGCCGCCGCCGCCCACCCGAGCCACCCACCCGAUGCACCAUCCGAGCCUGCCUUCCAGGCUCGGCCCGAGCCUCUGGGCCGGGCGCAGCUGGACCUGGCUGAGCUGGCGGACUGCGACGGGGCGGUGGAGCGCCGCCUCAAGGUGGCGCCCGGGCCCGCCAUGCUGGCUGACGUGGCGGCUGCUGAGAGGCCGGCGGGGGCGGUGCUGGUGGUGAGCGUGGAGUGCGUUGGGAAGAAGCUCAGCCGCGAGGCCGCCGCUGAGGAGGCCCACAUGGGUGAGAGUGGGGGCGAGGCAGUGUUGGUGAGGGAGAGGGGUGAGUGCAGAGUGCGGGCAGGCAGAGUGCGGGCAGGCAGAGUGCGGGCAGGUGUGGCUCGUGUGCUGCCAGAGCUGCUGCUUGGUGCUGCAUGCGUUGUGAGUCAGCGCCAUGCGUGGGGUGGGAGGCAUGUGUGGGUCAGCCUUGGGUGCAAAGGCUGCCAGCAUGGGCAAGCCACCAUGGGCAAGCCACCAUGGGCAAGCCACCAUGGGCAAGCCACCAUGGGCAAGCCACCAUGGGCAAGCCACCAUGGGCAAGCCACCAUGGGCAAGCCACCAUGGGCAAGCCACCAUGGGCAAGCCACCAUGGGCAAGCCACCAUGGGCAAGCCACCAUGGGCAAGCCACCAUGGGCAAGCCACCAUGGGCAAGCCACCAUGGGCAAGCCACCAUGGGCAAGCCACCAUGGGCAAGCCACCAUGGGCAAGCCACCAUGGGCAAGCCACCAUGGGCAAGCCACCAUCCGUGCCGCUCCACUCCAUGCCCCCCCUCCAUCUGCUGCUCACUCCCCUUUCGCUGCUCUUGUGCCCCCCAUACGUCCAUGCUGCCCCACCCCCCUCCCCCUCUUUCCCCCCCCAGCCUGGCGGCCCCCAGGGGUCAUCGCCGCAACGCCUCCUCACCGCUGCUGCCCUCCACCGCACUGCACUGCCCCGCUGCCCCCUCACAUCUUGCCUCCUCCCCUCCGGCAUCAGGGUGCGCGUCGCCCGCCGUGGCAGCAGCAGGCAGCGCGGGGUCGUCGCUGGGCGACGGUGACUUCCCUGCCCUGCCGCUGCCCCCCGCGGCAGGGGGCGCGCAUGCACAGGGCCACACGCACGAGGGGCCGCAUGGGCCAUGGCAGCACGAGCAGGCUGUAGCAGAGAGAGAGGCGCGUGGGGAAGAUGCGGGGAGGGUGGAGGCAGUAGCAGAAGAAGGCAGAGGGGAAGGAGUGCAGAGCGGUGGUGAGGUGGGCAAGCGCAAGCAGCAGAGGAAGAGCCGCAGAGGAGGCAGGGCAGGCUCAUGCGAUGGGGUGGGGGGCGGGAGGGAGACGGGGGGAGACGUGAGUGAGGAGGUGCGGAUAAAGGACGCUGUAGAGCGUGACGUGGCAGUGGGCGAUUCUGGACCUGUCUCUGCCACGUCAGCCCCCCCUUCCACAUUUGCAGUGUCUGCCAAGUCAGCAUCGUCUUCAUCCACCUCAUCACGACCUCCCUCCCACCCUCCAUCAGCCUCUGCUUCCCCUGUGCCCUCGCGCUCCUCCUCUGUCUCGUCAGCGACCUCUGCAUCCACGUCAGCUUCGGCAUCCACGUCAGCUUCGGCAUCCACGUCAGCAUCUGCUUCGUCAGCAUCCACAUCGGCAUGCAUGACGUCAUCAUCAUCACAUUCGCCGCUGGAGUCACCAGCAGCAUCCGCGCCCCCCUCCGCCUCCUCCAUGUCUGCCACACGCGCCUUCCGCCUCGCUGCUGCCACCCAUGCCCCCUCCCCUCGGCCUCAGGUACUGCCCCUCCCCUCGGCCUCAGGUACUGCCCCUCCCCUCGGCCUCAGGUACUGCCCCUCCCCUCGGCCUCACACUCUCCCCUCGGUACAUCCCCUCGCUGCUUCCCCUGCCUUCCUUCCCCCUCUACUUCCUCUCCCCUCCUCGUCAUCUCUGCUGCUCUGUCCAGCCGCGGGGGCCAAGCCACGCAGGAAGGCAUCGCGCCGCGCGCAGUCGUACGGCAGCACUGAGCUUGCAGCCUUCCAUGCCGCCCCCGCUGCACCACCAGCACCACCACCAGCACCAGCACCAGCACACGCUGCAGCAGCAGCAGCACAAACGUCACGAGCAGCAGCAGCACAAACGUCACCAGCAGCAGCAGCACAAACGUCACGAGCAGGUGCCCGGGAAGAUCCUGCUGAUGCUGCCGCUGACGCCACUAGUGCAAUCACUGGUGAACCAGCCGAACCCAGCAGCAACACCCAGCGUGCCUCAUCGGUGGCAGCUCUGGUCAGUGGCCAUCGCACUUCCACUCUCCACUCCCUCCAUCGCCCAUCCCUGCUACUAACUCUCCAUGCCCCCAUUCCCUGCCCACCUUCCUUUGCUCCCUCCCCCCCCUUCCCAUCUGAUAGGGCGCAGCGCAAGGCAGCGGGCAGGCGGCACUCGUAUGGCGGCCAGGAGCUCACCGCCAUGCAAGCCGCACUCACACUCCCGCCCGCCACCCCCGAUGCCACUGACGCUGGCAGCACCAGUGACAGCAGCACUGCCGGCAGCGGCAGGGGCAGCAGGGCGAGCAGGCGGCGGGGGGGGACGGGCAGCAGCAGCAUGGACGUGCCUGGCCGCCCCGCCACGGCGCUCACCCGCUUCAGCCGCCAUGCCAAACCCCCCCUCGCCACGCCCCCCUCCUCCCUCCCCCCCACUGCCUCUGCCACCCCCCUUGCCACGACCCCCCUUGCGUCACCGUCCGCCACCAGUGCGUUCUCAGCCCCUAACCUCCCAGCUCAGGCUGACGCGCCCCCGUCCCACGCCACCCCUGCUGCUGCUGCUGCCGAGGGGGUGGCUGCUGGUGAGUCUGGGAAGACAAGGCGUGGGAGUGGGAAGGAAAGAGCGGGUGGGAGUGGGAAGGAGAGGGCGCGGGGCAUGAAGCAGAUCGAGGCAGAGCUGCAGCAGAGGAGAGAGGCGACCGCAGCCCAGGCAGCAGGCGGCACGGCAGCGACAGCAGAAGCAGAGAGCGGGGCUGACGGGGCUGACGGGGCGGGGGAGGAUGAUCCGUGGGGGCAGCAGGUGGGGCAGGUGGCGGUGGUGCGCGGGCAGGUGAGGGCCACAUCGCUGGCAGAGCUGUACCGCGCGGCGGGGAGAGGCGGCGACCUGGACGGUGCAAGAAACGUGGCGCCGGCUCACGCCCUCCCCCAGGCGCUGGCACUCGCGUCCACGCCCCCCAGUGUGUGCCACCCCGUGACCACCCAGCCCCACCCGUGCUUGCAGGCGAACCCCCCCAUGGCACCCCACCACGUGCAAAGCCCAGGCGCCGGCCCACCCCCAAACAACUCGCCCCCCUCAGCCGUCUCCCCCGCCACCGUCCCCCCCAUCGCUUCCCUGCCUUACCACAACGCCACUGCCCCUUUACCCUCCACCUCUGCUCCUCCUCCUGCCUCCACCUGUGCUCCUCCUCCUCUGGCCUCCGCCUCCGCGGCUCCCCCUUCCCACCACCCCCCGCCUUCUGCCUCCUCCCCCCCCGCCUCGCACCCACCCUCCCACCGCGACCUGCUGGUGAGUGGCAGAGGGAGGGGGGACGGCAGAGGAGAAGGUCAUCGUGACAUUAGGGGGUCGGGUUGA